AUGAGCACGGCGAAACCGUUCCUGAAGACGCAGUCUGGGAAUACCACGAACCCUGGUCGUGGACUUCAAUCUGUUCAGAGACUGGCUCAAAGUGGGUAUGGAAGGCCACUGGCAACAAAGACUUUGCGGCAGCUGCGAAACGCUUUACAAGAGAUCUUGUUCAGAGCUCCUACGACAAUGACUUGCCUGCUGAGUCACGUACAUCGGAAGUUAAUGAGUCUAUUGCUUUUGAAUACGUCGAUGCUCACAUUUGAGCUUGAAGCAUUCUAUCGUAAUUGCUGGGAGUCUUCGCUUGGGAUCGUUGACCGGACCGCUUUCGAAGCUCGUCUCCGAGGCCAUUAUCGUGGCCAAACCCAAAGAGACGAUGUCGCCUUUUACGCCCUUCGCCAUGUCAUUUACGCGGCUGGUCUUCGAAGUAUACUCUCCGAGGACUCUACCGUGUCCUUUGCAAUUGCCCAAGCAGAUCCCGGACGCUAUUUCAAGAUGGCAUUAUCGGUGCUCACCAAACUUCUCCUCCCUCCUUCCAACUUGACAGCGAUACGAGCAUUGGUACUGAUGUCAUGCUAUACUGAAGCCUUGGGCCAUCUCGGUCUCAAGAAUUUCUUGUGCUCGAACGCCGUUCAUCUCGCUCAAGCCAAGGGGCUCCAUCGUCAGCCAGACAGAGCAUGGGGGAGGUGUCCCAAAGAAGCGCUCGAAAGAAGCAACUUAUGGUGGACAUUGUAUGCUCUAGAGAAGUACCUCUCCCAGAGCAGCUGCCGCGCGUCGGCGAUUGAUGAUGAGAAUAUCAACAUCUUCACGCCCGACGCCUAUCCGUCCAUACAACCACAUUCCCCAUGCUUCCGAAUCAUCAUUCGUCUUGCCAAAAUUCAGUCUGGCAUUGGCCGUCGACUUCUUUCGCUUAAGGCACUUUCUAUGACUGCCGACGAGCUCAUCCAGACUGUCACGAAAUUUCAUGAUGAAUUGAAUCUUCUACUCAAUGAAAUACCAGAAGAACUCCAGAUUAGUGCUUUGGGUCGGUCUUCUCAUUCUUCCAAGCAGGUCCACGAGAUCUUGUACCUCCAUUUUAGUAUCCACAGCAGCAUUAUGGCUGUACAUUGCCAUUUCUUCUAUCCAUGGUUGGUUUCACGAUUCACUGGUACUCGCUACAACGCCAUUGUCGAAGGUCGAGUUGCAUUAUCGUCUGACAUCACUGCCGAAGCCGCGCGAAAGAUCAUUCUAGCUCUUCGACUUGUCAACGCAACUGCAAACACACCCUCAUGUUUGGCGUUCUACUAUCCGCUCCAUGCAAUGGUGAGCCUCUUCAUUCAUAUAGUCAAGCAUCCAACAAUUCCCUCCGCCGCGACCGACCUUGGCCUUCUAGAUGCUUGUGUUGGUCACUUCGGCUAUGUUGAAUUUCUGACAGCAUCUGCGAUGUCCAUCUCACUGCCGAGGGAAGUCUCAAAUGUGGCUUCUCGGGUUGUCCAAUUGGGCAGAACAAAGGAAGCGGAUCAUGCUGCAGUUGAAGAAGUUGUCCAUGGCACCCAGCAAAGUGGAUCUGGAUUGCAAGCGGCUGGAGCUGAGACUUUGCGUUUCAAUUUUGACAACUUUCAGUUCGAGCCUGCUUCUACGGAUGAGGUAUGUAUCGACUAUCAAUGUCGAUAUUGUCACCUCGACUGGGUUGGAAAUUAG
Messenger RNA from Exophiala spinifera, 1668 nucleotides. RefSeq lists its product as uncharacterized. Gene Ontology annotation, biological process: DNA-templated transcription. The transcript is spliced from 3 exons. The coding region runs from base 1 to 1668 and encodes 555 amino acids. The record is from RefSeq and is a predicted model, not a curated record. Gene Ontology annotation, molecular function: zinc ion binding; DNA binding. NCBI's taxonomy places the organism in Eukaryota, Fungi, Ascomycota, Eurotiomycetes, Chaetothyriales, Herpotrichiellaceae.